AACCAAAGAUUGAGCUCUGUUUCUCUAUUUAUAGCUUACUGGGUUGCCAAGACCUCUAACUGAGAUCUGCUUGAAAACUUCCACACCUACGUUCACUCUACACUCUUUAAUCUUAUCCAAACAUCUCAAAAUCUUUACAAAGCUCUCAGCUUCUUCGUUCAAAAGCAAUUUUUGGAAUGGGAAGUGUUUAUGGAGAAUACACCUAUGAGAACCUUGAGAGGGAACCAUAUUGGCCUUCUGAAAAGCUUCGGGUUUCCAUAACUGGAGCUGGUGGAUUCAUUGCCUCACAUAUUGCUAGACGAUUGAAGAGUGAGGGUCAUUAUAUUAUUGCUUCCGACUGGAAGAAAAAUGAGCACAUGACAGAAGACAUGUUUUGCCAUGAGUUCCAUCUUGUUGAUCUUAGGGUGAUGGAUAACUGUUUAAAGGUCACAAAUGGAGUUGACCAUGUGUUUAACCUUGCUGCUGACAUGGGAGGCAUGGGUUUUAUUCAGUCCAACCAUUCAGUCAUUAUGUACAACAAUACGAUGAUAAGCUUUAACAUGCUCGAGGCUGCAAGGAUCAAUGGAGUUAAAAGGUUAUUUUAUGCCUCUAGUGCCUGCAUAUACCCUGAAUUUAAACAGUUGGAUACUAAUGUGAGCUUGAAGGAGUCUGAUGCUUGGCCUGCAGAGCCUCAAGAUGCUUAUGGUUUGGAGAAACUCAUGACCGAAGAAUUAUGCAAGCACUAUACUAAGGACUUUGGCAUUGAGUGUCGUGUCGGACGGUUCCAUAAUAUUUAUGGACCUUUUGGAACAUGGAAAGGUGGGAGAGAAAAGGCCCCUGCUGCUUUUUGUAGAAAAGCCCUUACUUCCACUGAUAAGUUUGAGAUGUGGGGAGAUGGACUACAAACUCGGUCUUUCACCUUCAUUGAUGAAUGUGUAGAAGGUGUUCUAAGAUUGACAAAAUCUGACUUCCGGGAGCCAGUAAACAUAGGAAGUGAUGAGAUGGUUAGCAUGAAUGAGAUGGCUGAGAUAGUUCUAAGCUUUGAGAACAAGAAGCUACCAAUCCACCAUAUUCCUGGCCCUGAGGGUGUUCGUGGUCGAAAUUCAGACAACACUUUAAUUAAAGAAAAGCUUGGCUGGGCACCUACAAUGAAGUUAAAGGAUGGGCUGAGAUAUACAUACUUUUGGAUAAAGGAACAGAUUGAGAAAGAGAAAGCUCAAGGAAUUGAUUUAGCAGCUUAUGGAUCAUCAAAAGUAGUUGGAACACAAGCACCAGUUGAACUUGGUUCUCUUCGUGCCGCAGAUGGCAAAGAAUGAAUCUGAUUAUUCCAAUUCAGUCAAUGCUGGUUUAGUUGCACCAUGCUUACCAAGUCAUAUAAUCAAACCCAUCAUAUUUUAUUGCCCAGUAAAUUUGGGUAUAGCUAGUUUUUUUCAGGCUGCAAAGCUCCCAUAUGAAUAUAUUAUCAAAUCUAGAAUGGUGUAUUUCUUCUGUCUGCAUUUUGUAGCUUUGACAGAUAGCUGGUGUUUGUUGUAUGAUUUUAUAUUUAUUCAUAAAUUAUGUAUGUCAUUAUAUUUGUUAAA
Messenger RNA from Ziziphus jujuba (common jujube), 1559 nucleotides. RefSeq names its product GDP-mannose 3,5-epimerase 1. Gene Ontology annotation, molecular function: GDP-mannose 3,5-epimerase activity; NAD binding. Lineage: Eukaryota; Viridiplantae; Streptophyta; Magnoliopsida; Rosales; Rhamnaceae. The transcript is spliced from 7 exons. The coding region runs from base 177 to 1295 and encodes 372 amino acids. The record is from RefSeq and is a predicted model, not a curated record.